AUGUCAUCAGCAGACUUCGAAAUAGACACUGAUCCUGAUAUUAACGAAUUCAUCUACGCCUCAGUUGAUCUCGUAGUUCCACUCAAAACCCCUCAAGUAAAUAAUGAAACACUCCUCUUUAUCUGGCCUGGUCUUCAACCACCGGGACCAGAUUUCGGACCGAUCGGCGGUGGGGUUCUUCAACCUGUAUUGACCUAUGGAGAAGGAUCAUGUGCACCGAAUCAAAAUAGUAUUGAUCCUUACUAA
Molecule: messenger RNA, 246 nt
Organism: Adineta steineri
Lineage: Eukaryota; Metazoa; Rotifera; Eurotatoria; Adinetida; Adinetidae
Source: the annotation of a GenBank genome assembly